GAAAAGCCUUGCCCAUUAUUGCGUUUCCCUCCAUUUUCAAGGGUUUGCAGUUUAUUUCUGCGGGAGAGCUAUAGAGUAAGAGGAACUGAUCUCUAUUAGCAUUGAUAGGCAGCUGUUUCUGUUCGGUACUCGUCAAUGGCUGCUGCUGCUUCUUCUUCUUCUUCGUCAUCAAAUGGCAGCUACGAGAUUCCAUGGGUGGAGAAAUAUAGACCCACCAAAGUAGCCGACGUGGUUGGCAACGAAGAUGCCGUCUCAAGGCUCCAAGUCAUUGCAAAAGACGGGAACAUGCCUAAUCUCAUCUUAUCUGGUCCUCCAGGAACUGGAAAAACAACAAGUAUACUGGCCCUUGCACAUGAGCUAUUAGGAGCAAAUUGCAAGGAGGCUGUUUUAGAGCUAAAUGCAUCAGAUGACAGGGGAAUUGAUGUUGUAAGAAACAAAAUUAAAAUGUUUGCCCAGAAGAAAGUAACACUGCCCCCGGGGCGACACAAAAUAAUAAUUUUGGAUGAAGCUGACAGUAUGACAUCUGGAGCACAACAGGCUUUGAGACGGACAAUGGAAAUAUAUUCAAAUUCCACACGGUUUGCACUUGCAUGCAAUACAUCUUCUAAGAUUAUUGAGCCCAUUCAGAGUAGAUGUGCACUUGUUCGUUUUUCAAGACUAUCAGACCAAGAAAUCCUUGGUCGUCUCAUGGUAGUGGUUGAGGCUGAGAAAGUUCCCUAUGUGCCUGAAGGUCUUGAAGCCAUCAUUUUCACGGCUGAUGGUGACAUGAGGCAAGCAUUAAACAACUUGCAAGCUACAUAUAGUGGCUUCCGGUUUGUUAAUCAAGAAAAUGUGUUCAAGGUCUGUGACCAGCCUCACCCUUUGCAUGUGAAGAAUAUGGUGCGCAAUAUACUUGAAGGGAAAUUUGAUGAUGCCUGUUCUGGUCUGAAGCAACUAUAUGAUUUGGGUUAUUCCCCGACUGACAUAAUUACAACUCUUUUCCGGAUAAUAAAAAAUUACGACAUGGCUGAGUAUCUAAAAUUGGAAUUUUUGAAGGAAACUGGGUUUGCUCACAUGAGAAUCUGCGAUGGAGUUGGCUCACUCCUUCAGCUCUCUGGUCUCUUGGCUAAGCUUUCUUUGGUUCGGGAAACAGCUAAAGCCAUAUAAGUAGGUGUUGACUACAGUUUGGACUUGUUUCCAUCUAGACAUAUUUGUUAUCCUAAGGAUUACUUGGUUUCUGUAUGUUUAUGAUUAAACAUGGUUGGCUCUUGGGCAAAUUUGAACAAGGGAGGUGGUUUAUAGGCAGCCAAGUUAAGACAGAAAACCUUUUCCAAAGUAUAAUAUUAUAUCUAAGCAUGCAAAGAAUUAGACA
Nelumbo nucifera (sacred lotus) is the source of this 1351-nucleotide messenger RNA. RefSeq names its product replication factor C 2 (gene RFC2). Lineage: Eukaryota; Viridiplantae; Streptophyta; Magnoliopsida; Proteales; Nelumbonaceae. The record is from RefSeq and is a predicted model, not a curated record. Gene Ontology annotation, molecular function: DNA clamp loader activity; DNA binding; ATP hydrolysis activity. Gene Ontology annotation, biological process: DNA-templated DNA replication; DNA repair. Gene Ontology annotation, cellular component: nucleus; DNA replication factor C complex.